Heteronotia binoei (common prickly gecko) is the source of this 5517-nucleotide messenger RNA. RefSeq names its product polycystin 1 like 3, transient receptor potential channel interacting (gene PKD1L3). The record is from RefSeq and is a predicted model, not a curated record. Gene Ontology annotation, cellular component: membrane. Gene Ontology annotation, biological process: detection of mechanical stimulus; kidney development. Gene Ontology annotation, molecular function: protein binding; calcium channel activity. Lineage: Eukaryota; Metazoa; Chordata; Lepidosauria; Squamata; Gekkonidae.
AUGGAGCUCCACCUGUGGCUCUGGCUGUGGUUUGGGGUCCCUGUGGGGUCCAGCCUGCCGCACCAGCCCCAGAGGGGAGAGGGCGGCUGCCGGCUGCUGCUGUGGCCCCAGGUCACACAGGCCCGGUGCCGGUUCCACCACCGGGGGGCCCUCCUCCCUUCCUGGAAGGACCCGCACACCAGAGGCCUGGACCGCCGGGCCCCCAGCGCAGAAGUGGAGCCCAGAGGCCAGGGUGAGAGAGAGCCCGCCUGGGCUGGGGAGGAGGGUGGUCCCCAUCGCAUUCUGACUCCCCCUCCUCCACAGCCUGGGGUGCCAGCGUGGGCUGAGGACCUCCCGUCUCCCCUUGUGGGGCAGUGCCUGGCUGCCCAAGCCCUUCUCUCCAGCAAAGCGCCUCCUUCCCCCGGGCAGCUCCCCCAGUGGCGGGAGCACCAGAGCAUCCUCCGGAGCGGGGCCCAGUUGUGGGCCAGGAAGAAAGGGGGCUCCCGGAACCUCUUCAUCUGCCGCUGGGAGCCCCCCAAGAGGCUGCGCAGAGCGGCUCCCCACCCCCAGCAGCAGCGGCACCAUCCCUGCACGGUCAGGUGCGGCCCAAGACCGAGGCCCACCCGAGAGCCUGUGACUGCCCCCCCCAGCUUCCGACCAGGACCCUCCACCCACCCGCAAGCGGGCAGCCCAACAGAUGCCAGCUCCACCCCGCGGGGGCCCACUGGCCAGGCAGAGACCGGCAGGCAGCAGACCUCCAGUGCCCAGACCCCGCCUGGCCAGCCCCUGGAAAGCACGGAGGAGCAGCUUCACUCCACCAGCCUGGGGGGGCCGAGGGAGCGCCUCCAGCCCAGCACGGGCCCCCAGCCGACCCCCUACGAUGGACCCUCCCGCCCUCCAGAGGCUGACCCAGGGCCCAGCAGCAAGACCACCGCUGCCGAGGGACCAGGAAGGCCCUUUCCACCCUCCACCGGGGGAUCCACCCUGCUCAGCCCCCGGGACAAGGGACAGGCCCUGGAGCAGCUGCUGUGCCAGUUCCACCAGAUGGUACCAAGCCUGGGCCACCCGCUGGCGGUGGAGAGGGCCAGCCAGGCCCUGCAGGAUCUGACCAGCUCCCCUGCUGGGCUCUCAGAGGGAGACCAGGCUCAGGCCAGCCAUGCCCUCCACUUCCUGAGCUCCCAGCUGCCCACGGAAGCCCUGGUGAAUGAGAGCUGUGCCCCGUUGGCAGCAGCUGCCUCCUCUCUCUUCCAGUCGCUCAGCAACCUCCUGGUGGCCAGGGGCACUGAGGCCCCCGGCGCUGGGGUUGGUGGCAGCCAGCAACAGCAGCAGGAGCAGCAGAGGGCAGCUCUGGGGGAGAUGCUGGCCGCCCUGCCCCUGAUCCAGACGGGGCUCUUCCUGGCCGGCAGCACCAGCUCCUCCUCCUCCACAGCUGAGCCGCCCUCGGUGCUGGCCGAGUCUCCGGCCCUCAGCACCACCCUCAGCAGCCGCAGCGCCUCCUCCCUGCCCCACAGCUCCUUCUACUUGCCUCAGCCCCAGCCCCUGAGGGUCACCUUCCCCUCCGCCUCCGCUCUGGCCCCACUCCUCGGUCGCCAGCCCGGCCCGGCCCAGGUCCAGGUCCAGGUCCAGGUGGCCUCUUUUGCCCUGGACCCCUUCAGGCCCCUGCGGGGGAAGGCCAUGGGCAGUGUGGGCAGCGUCGCUCUCCACACCAGCGAGGGGCCCGUCAGCCUCCACGGCCUCCAGGAGGAGAUUGAGGUUGCUUUUGAGGGAGAGGAGGGAGUGGAGGCUUCGCCCGCCCACCUGAAUGGCCCCAGCGGGCACUUCAGCCUGGAGGUGAACGUCACGUCCCUGGAAGACGCCCUGCUGGUCAGCGUGAGACCGGCCUCCCCACUCCACAUCACCCUGCGCCUGGCGGCUCCCCCACAGGCCCCCGCCAACUGCUGCCUCCUCAACACCACCCUGCCCAGGGGCAGCUGGCAAGACGAGGGGGCCUACGUGUGGGUCGUUUCCCCCCAGCACCUGCAGCAGCACGGCCCGGGCACCUACUCCCUCUCUGCAGAGGUGGCCUCCGCACAGCCCCCGGGGGGCCUUAGGAACGUCUCCGUCACCAUCGCCAGCACAGGCUGCUACCACUGGGUCAGCCAGGAGCACAGCUGGAGCAGCCGCGGAUGCCGGGUGGGCCCUGAAAGCACCCUCCGCCGGACGCAGUGCCUGUGCAGCCAUCUGAGCUUCUUUGGCCGCUUCCUGGUGGUUGUGCCCCACGUGAUUGACUUCCAGCAUGUGGGGCAGCUCCUGAGCCGAGUGGGGCAGAACCCCGUGGGCCUGGCCUUGCUGUGCAGCCUCUUGCUGGCCUAUGGAGCCCUCCUGCUGUGGGCCUGCCGUAAGCAAAAGGGGGACCGCAGGAAGGCCAAGGUCACGGUCUUGGGGGGCAGUGCCUCCAGUGCCGCCUCCUGCUGCUGCUACCUGGUUCAGGUCUUCACAGGCUAUCGCAGAGGAGCCGCCACCUCGGCCAAGGUGGUCCUGACGCUGUACGGGACAGAGGGGCGGAGUGAGCCACACCUGUUGCAGCACCUGCAAGCCCCCAGCUUUGAGCCGGGCAGCAUGGACGCCUUCCUGCUCACCACCCAGCAGCCCUUGGGCACCCUGCACGCCAUCCGCCUCUGGCAUGACAACACUGGAGCCCACCCCAGAUGGUUUGUGCGUGGGCUGGUGGUCAGCGACCUGGCUGCCCGGCAGAAAUACCAUUUCCCCUGUGGCUGCUGGCUGGCGGCCGACAUGGAGGAGGGCCAAGUGGACAAGGUCUUCAUAGCUGCCUCCGACAGGGAACUCAGGUCCUUCAGGUACCUCUUCUGGGCGGGGCUGGUGGAGAAGCUGACGCAGGAGCACCUGUGGCUGUCGGUAGUGACGUGUUCGGCGUGGAGCCCCUUCACCCGGGUGCAGCGGCUCUCCUGCUGCCUGGCUCUGCUGCUGUGCUCCCUCCUCAUCAACAUCAUGCUGUGGAAGGGGCCGGAGGAGGAAGAGCAGCAACAGCAGCCGCCUCGGGGACCCUUCCUGGUGACCUGGCGAGAGCUGAUGGUGAGCCUGGAGGCAGCCGUCCUCCUCCUCCCGCUGCACCUGCUGAUCGUGCACAUCUUCCGCUGGGCCCAGCCACCUGCCCCACAGCUGCCUCCCCCCCUGCCAGGCUCCCAACUCCCCCCGCCAGCAAGGGGGCCCUCCCAGCUGCUUCCCUCAGUCACACUCAUUCAGCAGGAGCUGACUGAGACGGUGGGCUUCUUGUACAAGAAUCCGUUGUGCUGCUGCCAAGACCUGGCUGAGUUCCCUGGGACUUGGAAGCAAACGCCAGAGCUGGUGGCUGGCCUGGCUGCUCUCAUCCGGACCUCUCUGCAGCCACUGGAGGGGCCCCAAAGGCUCACGCCGGAGCGCUCCAGCACCCUCCAGGGCUACCUGCGCCACGUAGUGUGUGACUUGGAGGCUCAGCUGCGCAGCCUGGACUGGCACAACCUGCCAAACCCUUACGACCACCUGCAUGCCCUGGACCAGCUGUGCCGACUCCGGCAGUGGCUGCAGCAGUGGCAGCAGAAGCCCCAGCCCAGCGUGAAGCAACCCAGCAGCGAUGUGAGCAGCUUCCGGAUGGAGGCCCCGGUGGAGCCGAGAGGCCCCUGCUCCAGAGGCUCGCCUGGGCGCUUCCAGGUCUUCCGCUGGCUGGUGGUGGCCACAGCAGGCCUGGCUUCCGGAUUCUUCACAGUGCUGUACAGUCUGAAGCUGAGCAGGGGCCAAGCCACCCACUGGGUCACCAGCAUUGUGCUCUCUGAGCUGCAGGGCCUCCUCCUCAUGCAGCCGCUGAAGGUGGUGGCCCUGUCCUUGGUCUUCGCACUGCUGCGGAAGAGAGAGCUGGGCCAGGACAAGGGGCAGGAGCAAGAGCUGCAGCGGGCGCUCGGCCUUGCGGUAGCCCUCCCGUGUCCUCCUGCAACCCCUGGCUCAAGAGACGGGACCUCCAACACCAUCUACAGGCCGCCCCCUCUCCAGCCAGCAGCGCAGGCCAAGGGAAGAGCCCUGCAAGAGAAGAAGUUGUACUCCUUGGCCCGAGAGAUUGUGGUGCAGCUCCUGUUCCUGGCCGUGCUGAUGGUGCUCUGCUAUGGGGAGAGGAGCCCCAGCGAGUUCCACCUGAGCAAUGCCCUCCAGAAAAGCUUCACACGCCAAGUGGGCAACAUUCAGGAUCUGGAACAUCUGUAUGACUGGGCCAGACACACCCUGCUGCCCAGCAUCUGUCGGGACUCAGCAGGUUUUGCCACGGAUGCCAACUCCUUCCUGGUGGGCAGCAUGCGGCUCCGGCAGAUCCGGGCAGAGGGAGACCCCGAGAAGCCCUGGGCAGCUUUCUUCUGGCCCCAGGACGACCGAGGCUGCCCCCGCCCUGCCUGGGGGCCUAGCAGCACAGCACAGGAGGCGGCCUGGCUCUACCACAGUGAGGCCAGCCUUCAAGAGUACCCAGCCAGGGGGAAGUUCGCUGUCUACCCAGGAGGCGGCUACCUGGCAGAGCUUGGCCGGAAUGCCAGCCAUGCCAACAGCAUCCUCCGUGCUCUGGCAGAGGACAAGUGGCUGGACAGGUGCACACGAGCCGUCUUUGUAGAAUUCACUGUCUACAAUGCCAAUGUCAACCUCUUCUGUGCAGUUACUGUGAUGCUGGAGAACAACGGGCUAGGAGCCGUCGCCAGCUCCACCGCCCUGCAGGUCUUUCGGCUGCACCCCAACAGCCAGAUGCUGGUUCCGCUGGCCUCUGCCCAGCUCGCUUUCCUCCUGCUGCUCUUGUACUACAUCGUGGGGCAGGCCCAGGGCCUGAAGGAGCAGAAAUGGAGGCACUUCCACACCAAGAGGAGCCUGCUGGAUGCCUUCAGCGUCCUCGUCAGCCUGUCUGUGGUAGGCCUGUAUGUGAGGAGGGGGCUGCUGGCAGCGGGGGUCCAGAGGCAGCAUCGCCAGGACCGCAGCAGGUUCCUCCGCGUCUCGGAAAUGGUCGCCACGGACGCAGCCCUCACCCAGCUGAUGGCCUUCCUGGUGGCCCUGAGCACCAUCCAGCUGUGGCAGCUGCUCCGCCUCAACCCCCGGAUGCUCCUCAUCAGCCGCACUCUGCAGGCAGCCUGGGAGGAGAUCGUGGGCUUCCUGCUCACCCUCCUAGUGCUCCUGGUGGGCUACACCUUUGCAUGCAACCUCCUGUUUGGGUGGAGCAUCGCCAGCUUCAAGACCUUUUUUGAUUCGGCUGUGACGAUUGUCGGGCUGCUGGCUGGAAUCUUCAAUUACGAAGCGGUCCUGGCCCUGGACCCCGUGCUGGGCUCCCUGCUGCUGGUCACCUGCAUCCUCUCCAUGGUGUUUGUGAUCAUCAACCUCUUUGUGUCGGCCCUCCUGACCAUCUUCAGCAGGGAGAUGAAGGCUGUCUCCCAGGAGGCAUCUAUGAUGCAGCUGAUCCAGCUCAAGAUCUCCAGCUUGCUGGGCAUCAAGCAGUGGGCCCCAGGCCCUGCCCCCCCUCUCCAUGGAGCUACAGAGAACUGA